ACCGUUCAUAACAUGGACAUGUCUGAGGAAAUUCCAGAUGUAUCGCCAUGUUUUAUCGUACCUAACUCGCAAGCAAGUGAAAUGGAAGUUGAAGAAAACCCAGACGCUGUUUUAAGAGGUUUAACCGCGCUCCAACCCGACCAAACAGUUGCUGGUGAAAGUUCUGAAUCUACCUUGCCAAGUUCAUCAUCUAGUGAUACUCACUCGCAUGAAACAUCAUCAUCAUUGACCUCAAGUAAAGAGGACUCAAGUGGAGAAAAACAUGCUUCAAAAGAGCAUGCACUCUACAUCACAAGAUUUGAACGAGGAACCAGCGUUACUCGUAAAAACAUGUUUCAUACUUCCACCCCAAUGGUAUCAAGUGUCCUUUCUCCUUGCCAUACUGUUGAAAGGCUCACUCCAGUUGAACAUAAUUCCACUAAUACAACACCCCAACAAGAAAAAAUUAUUUUAGAAAAAGAAACAUCUAGCUCUGACGAUUUUAUCUCACCUAGCGGAAACAUGGUGGUAGAGGAGAGUUCUGUUGAAGAACCCAACAAAGAUGUGGUAACAGACUCGGCCGGUGAUCAGAACUCUGCUGGAAAAGAAAAAGAUCGCAAGAUCAAUUUGAGAUCUGUAGAUGAGAGCUCAGCAGAAGAACUAAUACAUGAAGGUGGUGUGAUAGACAUGGCCAAUGACCAGAACUCUGCUGGGAAACAAGAAGAUGUUGUGAUUGAUUUAGCCAAAGAUGGGAGCUCAGCAGAAUGUGGUGUUGUAGACUUGGACAAGGACAAAAGUUCUGUGAAAGGACUAGAAAGAGAUGAUGUGAUAGACUUGACCAUUGAGAGCUCUGCAGAAGAACAAAACAAAGACCAAGAUUUAGACAUGGCCGAGGAUGCAAGCUCUGCUGAAAAACAAAGCAAUGAUGAACUGCUUCAAGAGGAAGUUGAUGCAGAGCACAAGAGCUGUAAUGAUCAACUUCCGAAGUCAAGUAUUGAUGAAAACAAAGAUCAGACAUGGAAUUCUUUACCACGAUGGGUUCAAGACAUAACUGGAGGAGAAAAAACAUCACCAUCGAUUGAAACUUUGACAAGGUCUUCAUCAGAUGCUUCAACAACCAGUAGCAAAGAGGUUUUAUCACGAGACUCGUCCAUACAUCAAUGGCAGUCAGAGAAUGAUGUCAUGAUUGAAACAAACCAGGAUUGUCUACCAAGUGCUAAUAACCAACAGGCAUCUUCAGUCUUUCAACAACCUGACAUGAGAAGUUUUCCACCACUUGUGUUAUCUCAAGAUAUUUUUCAACCAAAGCCAAAAGCAGUUAUUGUUGAACGGGCAACGACGGGAGAGAAAAGCCGUCCUAGUAAUGAGAAAUCAACGAUGGGGGAAUCUUCUGAACCUUUACAAGCGCAGCGAGACCCUAGUCGUACAGAUGACGUAAUCUUGACUUCACAAGAGGAUCUAUUUUGUUUGUAUCUAACUGAGUCACAGUCCAGUUCCAGUUCAUCUCAGAGACGAGCCCGAAACGAGAAACAAACCUCCCCGUUAAUUAUGGACAGACUGGGACAAAGAGAAACGGAAAUUUGCGAUGUAACCCCGCCUCUUAUUAAAUUGAGUAAUACUGUCCUUGUACCAACACCCAUAGGACACCCAAGUACUACAGGCCACCAUCAAGACAUCGCUGAGAGUCAAACUGUCGCAGAUAAAAUAAUCUGUGUUUCAAGCGAAAAUUCUGAUUUAACAAGAGAAAACAUUUCUGAUCCCAGUGAUGCCACAUCAGGACCUGACAGCAAAAUGAAUGAAAGUACGGAAUCAAUAGAAUCUGGUGUUGUUGGUUUUCAUUUCGCCCCGCCUGCUAUGCUGUUGAAACCUGUACCCAGGUCCUCCGCACCCUCUUUAGUGACGAACGUAGAAGCAAUUCAAGAGGAAAUUGCAAGUACUGCCGAGUUUCGUCCGAUUUCACCCGAUGUGAUUACGACUUCGCCAGAUCGUUUCACGGCCGUAUCCGAAAAGGCCAUUCUUGGUACCAGACUCUCUCUAUCGGCGCCAGUUCCCGAUGAAGAAAGCAGUCAAAGCACGGACGAACAAGAAUUUCACAUCAAGAAAGACGCGUUAGAUAAUGAUAACAUUCCAAUUCAACCAACACCUUUCGCGAGAUCGGUUUUUACCAACGUUCGAGAGAGGUUUCAACCUACAAUGGCGAGCUCACCUGAUGAUGAAAUUGAUCCUUUUGAGUUUGCAGACGAGAUUCGUACGCCACCAUUGCGUAAGAGGAAACAAAAAAUGAGAAGGGAAAAGAGUAGCAAGAGAAGAAAAACUAAUGGUAAUGACAGGAUAAUGGCUGGUAAUGAGGAUCAAGUGGGGGGAAAUGCUGGAACCAGCUGUCUGGAUUCAAAUAUUCAAAAGGUGUCAGAACAGUCAAAUAAAGAAUGUUUCUGGAAAAUUGUUCAGACAAAGAUCAUUACAAAGAUAACUAAAUCGAUCGAGACUGAGACUAAGAUUCUCUACACUGCGCAAGAUGGCACGGUUAUCAAGGAAGCAAUUCUACGCGAGAAUAGUCCGCCUACUUUUGAAACAACGACAGAAGAGAAUGAGACGAAAGAGGAAGUAGAUACAAUACAAACGUAUAUUCCCUUCCGUAAUGAUUCAAAUGAUGAACUUCACAAGACAGCGAGGAUUGGAACAUUAUCAAAUACCACAAGUCCACCUUUAUUUCCACCAUCAAACUCUUUCUCCACGAGUACGAGUGAGCUCACAGCAGGAAAUAUCUCCAAUCCUCGUGAUAUGAUAUCUUCGCCCGCAAAGAAGUACAAACGAUCAUUGGUUAUUGAUAAUCCGAGAACGUCGCGUAGAUCAUCCAAUUCGCCGCUUGUGUUGCAUGAAAAGCCACGCAUGUUACAAGAAGGGACUCGCGUGUUAGCUCUCUGGUGUGAUAAGCAUUAUUACCCUGGACGUGUGAUUUUUAAAUGCAAAGAUGAUGCAAAAUUUCGUAUUAACUUUGAUGAUGGUGAUUGGGCUGACAUCCAGGAACAAUGUAUUAUCGUUGUUGAUUAUUUACCAUGUGACCAACCAGUGAUGUUUUGCGAGAAAGCUGGGGGCGAGUAUGUUGAUGGCGUCAUCAAAGGUUUUUACAAUAACGUUGAUGAGAGAGGAUAUAAAGUGUUAAGAGGAGAUAAAAAAGUAAUAUUAUGUCCAAGAAAGAAUGUGAUGCUUAGUAGAGAGCAAGCAGCGAUAUUUCUCUCGCUCAGAGAAUCCGCUUUGAUUCAAAAGUCCUCAGAAUCUUUCGACAAUAGUCCUACAUCAGGUCGUCAAAAUGUAGUCACGAAAGUUGGACGAAAGUCUCACGAGAAAACGACGACGACGACACGAUCUCGUCAGAAAGAUCCUCCCCGGAAACCACUUACUGAUAAAAAUAGGAAAAGAAAAGUGCAAAAAAGGAAGCCUCACAAAAGAAAUAUUGGUAAAGUUUUGCCUGGGAAAGGAAAGCUAGAAGAGAAACACAAGAAAGAAAAUGUUGUAAAAUUCGUGGAAGAGAAACCAUCGACAUCAGAAACGCCAAAAUCAAGUCGUAAACAUUCCGGGGCGAAAUUUUCCACUCAAUCAAUUGAUAAUGUUGGUAUCGAGGACAAAGAAGUACAUGCAAGUCAUGUGCGACGUCGUUUAUCCACAGUUAUGAACAGUUCUCCAGAUAAGACCCAUCCUAUCCCUCUCCGUUCCUCUCCGAGAAAACUCAACUCAAAAGUGGUUAAAAAGGAAGAUCUAAUUCUACCCACGAGUAGAGAUUUAUUUCGUGGUUAUGGGUUUAUUCUUACUGGAAGUGACGUUAUGAAUGUCGAAAAUGAGAACAGUCCUCAGGAAGAAGAUCAUUUGUACGUCAGAGAACAUGUUCGAAAUCAAAUUAGAACAGGCGGUGGAGAAGUAUUGGAACAGUUUCUUGAAGAUUACCCCAGCCAAUCCUGCUUCUUGUUAUCAAAUGCUUGUCAAACAACAGCCAAGUAUUUCAACGCUCUUGUCUUGGGUGUUCCGUGUUUAUCUCAUGCCUGGAUUCGAGAUUGCUGCCUCGAGAAUAGAUUGAUUAGUUAUAAGAGUUACCUGCUUCCCGCAGGAAAAGAUCUCAUCACUCAGUGUUUGGUGGAAAAACAAAACUACAGGAACGCUCUCACAGGAAUCAAGGUUCAUCUGGCUGGCGAGGAAGAAUUUCGACAGAAUUGGACUGAGGUUUUGAAGGAUGCAGGCUGUGAAAUAAUAAAAAAGUUACCAGCCAAUGUCCUACAAACCAUUCAACGUGGCGAAGACGAGCGUGUCUGCGAUGUUAUCCUUGUUGGAGAUGGUCAUGUGGUACACAGUACCAUACAAAAGGCGCGAUUACUGGGAAUUCCAACCGUCACGAUUCACUGGGUGAAGCAGUGUAUUUUAACUGGAGCAAGAGUUGAUUUUAACGCACAUGAAAGUUUUAUUUACAGAGUACAAGACAAAUAAGAGAAUACUCCUGGGUUUUAGUUUAGAAUGAUAAAUAUGCUUUUACAAACGAAAUACUUUAGAGAGAGACAACGUGAAUGCAUGAAAAAUAUACAA
Messenger RNA from Dendronephthya gigantea, 4551 nucleotides. RefSeq lists its product as uncharacterized. The record is from RefSeq and is a predicted model, not a curated record. Gene Ontology annotation, biological process: positive regulation of transcription by RNA polymerase II; DNA damage checkpoint signaling. Lineage: Eukaryota; Metazoa; Cnidaria; Anthozoa; Malacalcyonacea; Nephtheidae. The coding region runs from base 13 to 4455 and encodes 1480 amino acids. Gene Ontology annotation, cellular component: nucleus. Gene Ontology annotation, molecular function: histone binding. The transcript has 8 exons.